Molecule: messenger RNA, 1066 nt
Organism: Bipolaris maydis ATCC 48331
Lineage: Eukaryota; Fungi; Ascomycota; Dothideomycetes; Pleosporales; Pleosporaceae
Biological process (GO): import into nucleus
Cellular component (GO): cytoplasm
Source: RefSeq, a predicted model, not a curated record
CGAGCACGCUAGUAUCUAGCCCAGGAACUUUUCUGCGACUGCGCAUUCCAACAGCCGUCUCAACGUCCUGAUUGGAGGGCCACCAUCAUAACCCUCGACCUCCUUGAUACCACCAACGAGUAGCAAUGGCAAAAGCAGUACUUGCUGGCAGUACCGGCCUCGUCGGCUCCAACAUCCUCUCCACCCUCCUCGGCCACCCCUCCUUCUCCUCCGUCUUCGCUUUCUCGCGCCGCGACUUACCCAACCCCAAUGGCUCCACCAAGCUCCAACCCAUCAUAUCCGGCGAUUCUGCGCAAUGGGCGUCUCAAUUCCCCUCAACCGAAGCUCCCAAGAUAUUCUUCAGUGCCCUCGGCACCACGCGCGCAAAAGCCGGCAGUGUCGAAGCCCAGCGCAAAAUUGACUACGAUCUCGCUCUCGAUCUAAGCAAAGCCGCCAAACAAGCCGGCACAGAGGUAUGCGUCCUCAUCUCGAGCAAGGGCGCGGAUGCAAAGUCAUAUUUUGCAUAUCCGAAGAUGAAAGGCGAAUUAGAGGAGGCGAUUAAGGCUCUAGGCUUCAAGCAUACGGUUAUAGUGCGGCCCGGGGUGAUUGUUGGGGAUAGAGAAGAGAGUAGGCCGGCUGAGGCAGCACUUAGGAGUGUGGCUCAAGGCUUGAAGGGAUUGGUUGGGAGUGGCAAGUUGACGGAUUCAUGGGCGCAGGACGCGGAUGUUAUUGCGAGGGCGGCGGUGAAGGCUGGAGUGACAUGUUUAGAGGGGAAGAGGGAAGAAGGCGUGUGGGUGGUGUCGGGGGAGAUUGUUGAGCUGGGCAAGGCGUAGGGGUGUGUUGGAUUGAGAGGAGGAGAGGUGGUGGCUUGGAAGAGCGUGUGAUGAUGUUAUACCCGAUCCAAUUCUUUGGUCUUGAUCUACGAAUAAUACGUGGUAUUAUUUGGCUGCAUAGGAGCGCUGGACCCGUCCAUUCACGCCGCAAAUUUCCUCGGAAAACAGUCCACCAAUCGUGGUAUACAGCUCCGAAUGCCUGCGUCCCCUGAUUGCAAUUCACGACGACGACGACAAUAACCAUAACGACAGUC